This is a messenger RNA of Paramecium primaurelia, 5038 nucleotides long. The record is from the annotation of a GenBank genome assembly. NCBI's taxonomy places the organism in Eukaryota, Ciliophora, Oligohymenophorea, Peniculida, Parameciidae.
AUGAAAGUUUCACUUGAUCAUGAUGUAUAUAAAUGGUUAUUGUCUCUUACUAUUGUUAAGCCUCAAUAAGUUAAGAAUACUGGUAAGGUUGAAUUAGAUGAGAACUAAAGUAAAUUAUUUGUUAAUGGUAUUAAAUUUGGAGAGACAUUAAAUAAAAUGCUAGAAGCAAGAUCUAUUGUAUAAAUUAUAUAUUAAAUUUUAAGCAUGUACCAAAUUUAAGUGAAUAAAUGAAAAACUAAAUUACUCCUGGAGUUAAAUUAUUCAAUUGGAAUAUUUUAUAGGAUGCAUUUCAAAAAAUUAACUUACCUUUAGACAAUGAUAUUAAAAAUUUAAUUGUUAAUGGUGAUACAGAAAUGAUGAAUGAACUCCUAAAAGAUAUGAUGGAAUUAGAUAAUCAAAUCAAUAGAAAAUAAUAAACAAGAGGAUCAGUUAGAUCAUCAGAUGAUUCAUCUUUUGAAACUUCAAAAAAACCUCCAAGUAGACCAGCAUCAAAAUUACCAUAAACUAAAUAUGAUAUUUAGGGAAAUAACAAUGAAUUAAUUUUAGAUGAAUUAGAUACUAAAAAACCAUUAAAUGAGUCUAAAUCUUUACUUGAAUUUUUUAUUACAGGAUUAUCAAAACAUCUAACAUUAAAACCUUAAUAAGCUGCAUCUUUAAUGUCAAAUGGUAAUAAAUAUUUAGCUCAUUUACUUGUGAAAGGAGUCAAAGGAGAAUUUGAAACACUGAUUAAUUGGUUAAGUGAUAUAUAUGCAAAUAUAUCUAGAGUAUUCAAUUUUUUAGAAUAAUAAGAUUCUAAUGUUCAUUAUUUUUUUGCUACCAUUAAACCAGGAUUAUUGUCAAAAGAAUAAGAAAUUACUCUUUGGACUCUAAGGAUUAUGGGAAGAACUUAUUUUGAACUUUCUGAAAUGGAAAUGCAUUAAUUAGGAUAUGAAUGGUUUUGUAAAGAAAAUGGAGGAUUAGCAGCAACAUUUUUAUGCAUGUAAAGACAUCCAAAUUUACUAAGUUAAAUUUGUGAAUUAUAUAGUUAAGUAGCAAGAUUUAAUAUUGUUGAUUUCUUUACUGUCUAAUUUAAGAAAUAAUUAUCUGAUAAAUGUAUUGAUAUGUUAAAUUCUUUGAUUGAAUUUCUUCAUUAAUAAAAAAUUCUAAAAGAAGAAUUAAUUUAAUAAGGAAUUAUAUAAUAUUGGGCAUAAGCAGCAUUAAAAAUGUCAGAUUCUGAUUAAUUACCUAUUAAAAUGCAAGGUCUUAAAUAUUUAACAUUAAAUUGGUUAUUAUAUCCAAUAUAAUUUGAAGAAGAUUAAAACUAUCCUAAUUAAUUCUUAUUCCUAAUGAAAAAGGGUACUAGAGAUUCAUCAAAUAAUUUGAAAUAUUUCUCAUUAAAUAUGUUAUUCCGUUUACUUGAUAAAUUAGCUACAGAUAGAAAUCCAUAUGCAGCUGUUCUCUAUAAAAAAUUAACAUUUACUUUAAUUGAAAAUUAUAAUGAACUUGAUAUAAGGGAAUUUAUGUUAAACAAUUUUAUGUAUCUAAUACAAAAAUAUUCAUCUAUUCCUAUUGAUAUUCUAUUAGAACCUUUGAUAAAAUAGGUUAUGUUGAAUGAUGCUUUAGUUAACUUAACUGAUAUGAUGUUAUUUAAAUUUAUUAGUAAACAUCCAAAGAUGAAAAUAAGAUUAGCUAUAUUAUUAUUGGAUUUGCUUGCUAAAAUAUAUUUAAAUAGUGUUACAAUGUCUCAUUUAUCAUUAAAUCCAAUUUAAGUACUUUUAGCUCGUUUUGCAGAAUCUCCCUUGUUAAGAGAAUAUGCUUUUAAACUAUGUAAAAUUGGUUUAGCAUUACAUUAUGGUAGUUUAAAGAGUAAAAGAUAAUAGGUUAAAACAAAUGAUUUAUCUGUACUAACUGCAUUACAAUAAUAAAAUAAUGAUCAUGAAAUACUUGAAGCUUAAAAAAGAGCUUAAAUAAUUGAAUUAAUUAAGUUUAUAAUAAAUAUGCAAUAAGAUGAAUUAAAUGAAUAAAUAAAACCAUUAUUAUGUCAUUUUUAUAUUGAAUUGUAAAUUAUUAUUGUUUAUAAUUAGAUAAAAUAUUAGUAUUAAAGAUAAAGGUGUAAUUACAUUAUUAAAUAUGUUUGGUAAUCCUGAAAAAAUAGUUUAGGUUAUUAAAUAAUAAUGGGAUGCUGAAAAAUAAGAAUAAGAAGAAAUCCUCAAAUAAUCUUAAUUAAUUAUAGAUAAUGAAUUUGUAUAGAAUUAAUAAUACUUGCAUUCUGCAGAAUAAACUCCAUAAACUGUUAAAAGUGAAAAAAUUAAAUAAAAUGAUGUAGAUCCUUUCAAUGAUUUAAGAUAAAAGGAAUUAGAAGAUGAAAAGAGAUUUUUAGCUUAAAAUGGAGUAGGAUUUAAAAAGAGAGUUGUAGAAUUAGAGAGAGGAAAAUAACCUAUAGCACCUACUCCAAUAAUAUAAUAAUAAUAAUAAUAAUAAUAAUAAGUUAAGAAAAAACCUUAAUAAGUUGAUCCUAAAGUAUUAGAAAAUAUUGCUAAUAUAAAAUUAAAAAAAGAAGAAGAAUUAUUAAAGAAAUAAUAAGAGGAAGAAGAGAAAAGAAAAAGAAUUGAAACUUUAUAAAAAAAAGCAUAAUAAGAAAUUCAAAAAAGAACCAAUGGAAAAAUAAUUGAGAAAAUAGAUGAAAAGAAAGUUGAGUUGAUUGAUUUGGAUGAUCAUGAGACACAUGAUUAUGAAUCUAUGAGUAUAGCUAUUAAAAAGAAUCAUAAAGCAAUGAAAUAUUUAUUCUCCAAAUAUUCUAAUACUACUAAUUAAGCUAGUAAAAAAUAAUAUUUUGGAGAACUUUAAGAAUAAUAUGAAAUUAUUUAAUUAUCUGAUAUAAUGAGAAUGUUAAAAGAUUAUUAAGUGAAUAUGUCAAAGGAAGAAGUACAAGCAUAUGUUAAAGCUAUAAAUUAAAAAUAUUCUGAGAAUAAGAGUGAUUAAUUUAGUUUAGAUUAAUAGAAUUUUGAAAGAUUUCUAGCUUAACUUUCAAUGAAAAUUGAAGGAUACACAUUUUAAAAAAGACCUGCAGGUUAAUGUUUAGAAUAAUUUAUGUAAAGUUUUGGUUCAAUUGCAAAAUCAAAAAGUAUAAUAUUUAAUAUAUUUUAGAUGAAAAUCAUCUCAUAUUUUUAGAUCCUGAUAAUAUUAAUAUUGAUCCAGAUAGAGAUUUAAUUAGAUAAUUAAAUUUUUAGCUUUAGACUUAAGAUAUUCCAGUUCCUAAUAAAUUCAAGAAGGUAACAGAGAAAUAAUUGAAUUAACGUUUCGAAUAUAGAUAAUCGGCUAUAUUAGGAAUAGAAAAUGCCUGGCUUGAUUGUCAUGAAAUAGUCAAUUAAUUAAUUUCUGAAACUUUUAAAACAAAUGUUAUGGAACCAAUAUCGGAUGUAAAGAUUAUUUGGAAAGUAAAACCAAAUCCUCAAUAAUAAUAAGAAUAAGUAGUUUAGGUUAAAUAGAGAGAUAAUUCAUAAUAGAAGAAAGUUAUUAAUAGAGCAAUUGAAGAUAAAUUAUUAAAAUAAUAGGAAGAAGAAUAAAAGAAAAUGGAAGCAGAAGAGAAAAGAAAAAAACAUUAAGAAAAAUUAAAAUAAGAAUAUUUGAGAAAAAAGAAAGAGAAGGAAGAAUAGGAAUAAUUAAAAAAAUAAGAAGAGAGAUAAGAGAUGAUAGAAAAAGCAGAAAGGGAGAAAAAAUAAUAGGAAUUAUUAAAAAAAGAAGCAGAAGAAAAAAAAUUAAAAUUAAGAGAAUAUAAAGAAAAAAUGGCAGAAGAAAAUAAAAUUAAAGAAGCUUAGAAUAUUGAAUUAUAAAAAUAAAAAUAAGAAUAAGAAAGAAAAUAAAGAGAAGAAUUUUAAAAGAAAUAAAAAGAAGAUGUAAGUAAAUUAUUGGAACAAAAACAGAAAGAAUUUAAAGAUAAAGAGUAAUAAGAGAAAUAGAAAGAAUAGAAAGCAAAAGAAGAAAUUAAAGAAUGGAAAAAUAAUGUUGAAAUUAUGCUUUAAUAAGAAUAAGAAGUAAGAUAGAGAGAAAAAUAAAUGCAUUAAAAAAUAUAAUAAUUAUAAUAAGAUUAGGAUAUUUAAUCUGUUUAUAAAAAAUAUGAUAAAUAAUUAUAAGCAAUUUAUCAUGCUUAUCAAGAGUAUACUGAUUGGAAGAUUGAAAAUGCAGGUGUAGAAAAAGAAUUAUUAUAAUUUAAAGGAUUUACUAAUUUUGCUUCUUAAUUCAGUAUCUAUCCUGCUAUUAUUACUCCUGAAGAUGCAUAACUAAUAUUUAGAUCAAUAACAAGAGAAAGAGAAAGAUAACAAUAAUAAUUGAAUGAAAAAAAUGGAUUCAAUGCAGCACCACCAAAAGGAAUGAAUUAUCAUGAAUUUUAAUAAGCAUUAUUGAGAAUUGCCAUUAAAGGAUAAAAGUAUUUUGAUCUUCUGAAUGAAAAAUAUGAAAAUAACAUGAAAACUAUAGAUAUGCUUGCUUUAAAGAAAGAUUAAGUUAUCUCAGAAGAGGGACCACUAGAAAAAAGAGAAGAUCAUUAUUAACAAGUGGAUGCAACAAGUUCAAAAACAAUGCAAGGUUUAAUGUAUUUUUUAGAUAUGCCUGAAGAGAAAACAGAAAUGAAUUCUAAAUUAAGAGCAUUAAAAUUAGAAUUUUAGAAAGUAGCAGCACAAAGAGAUAAAAAAUAAAGUAAUUCAUUAUAAUAUAUAAUAGUGGUUUAAUAAAAGUUAACAGAAGAAGUUAAAUAACCAACAAAAAGAAAAUAAUCUAUAGGAUAAAAGGAGGGAAAAGAUAAAAGUUAAGAAAAAUGUAUAAAUUAAAAUUAUAUUAUAGAAUAACCUUAAAGAAAUAAAUCUUAAAAUAUUAGGAUUGAUUCUGCAUAAACUAAAAUGAAAUCAUCUCAAAAGGAUUAAAUAAAGGCAGUUGAUGAAAAUGAAUUAAAUAAACAAUCUCCAAAGAGUAUUUAAUAUUUAAAUAUUCAUUAUUAGAGAUAGAAACUACAGGACCAGAUGGAAAGAAAGAAAGUUGGAAAGUUAAUUAAUAAAAACAAUGA